UGAAAUAUAGUUACAAAUAAAUGCAAUGUAAUUUUUAUAAAAUCACACGAUCGGUUUAAAGGUAUUAUUCUAAUUUAAAUUAGUUUAAAUAAUUACUGAUCUAAUUAAAACAUUUUAUACAAUUUUUAGAGAAUUGGAUGAGUGUAAUACCUCUAUUAAUAAUUUUGUUUUUAGUAUGUAUGGAGUAGACACUUACAGACAGUCAAGUGCAACGCACGGUAAUUCACUGUGGAGUAACUGGUUCCCAAGGUUAUGUAAGAAUUAUAUAUUUCCCUCUCCAGAGUCUGCACUUCUUUCAUCCUGUUCUUGCCUGACACAUUCUCUCUGUCUAUAAAAUGCUAUGGGUAUUCUCAUUGGUUCACUACUUCGUAGUCUCCUUAUACUCACUCUCUUCUGAUACUUUCACUUUAGUAUAGUAUAGUGUAAGAUUCCGGAUUGUUCCAAUAUAAAUUACAGAAUCGUUCCUAUAUAUUAAUUAAAAAAAUACUUCUUUAUCUACAAACUUAUGCAAUGCUAUUUAAAAAAAACAAAUUCAUCUACUUUUUAAAAUUAAUUCAAAUUUAACGACAUCUUUGAAAUAAAUUCACAAUUUUUAUAUAAUAUGAUAAUUCUCUUACAAUAAAAUGAUCUGAAAACACAAAGUGAAGUGAGCAAUGUUUCUUUCUUGACACGAAGGAGCUUAACCAAUCUCUAUGGCUAUAAAUCAUUUAGCUUUCCUUAAUUAAAGAAUACUCAACGUUACAUGUUUUUAAUUAGAUUUCGCUUUAUGGAGGACAGGUUAAGAGGUUUGCAUUUAGUUGAAACUUUGAUAAACAGAACGGACUCGUUUCUCAACUUAAGCUCUGUGGCCUGACAAGAUAAGGAAGCCGGUGUCUGGAACAAGGAAUCCUUGUUCUGGAAGUAAAAUGACCGCCUGGCGAUUUAUCUUAAUUACAAUAGUCUUAAUGAAGACGAAAGAUUCUCGUGUGAUCAACGGCGAGGUUUCCCCGGAUAAUUUAACUCCAUAUUACAAUGAAUCUAUGGAGAUCGAGAAACGCCUCCCAGAGGAUGUAGUUCCCAGGAAAUAUGUGAUUGCGAUUUCGACUGACUUUAAAAAGGACGAAUUUCACGGUAGCGUUCGCAUCGAUCUCGAAUUACUAAAAGACCGAAGUUAUAUCGUUUUACACUCGAAGGAUCUAACCAUAUCGUCAACCAAAUUAUAUGCAGAAAAAUCUCAAACGGAAGUACGAAUACAGUAUGUCUAUCCUGUAAAAAAACGUGAGAUGUUGGUUAUCAAGCCUUAUAGAAAUAUCUCUUUAGGAGAAUACUUCUUGAAAAUGAAUUUUAGUGGUAGUUUAAAAGGAAAAAUAAGAGGAUUCUAUUUGAGCACCUACGUAGAAGAAAAUAAGUCUGUUCGAAAAUUAGCAGUGUCCCAAUUCGAGCCAUUCUACGCUCGAACAGCUUUUCCUUGUUUUGACGAACCAAACUUCAAGUCCAUUUUUAUCAUUCGUCUCGUCUAUUCAAAGAAGUUUUUAUAUCAUGCACAAUCUAAUAUGCCAAUUGUAAAAAUGGAGACGAUGAAAAGUGAUAGCGACAAAACGAUCACAUAUUUCGAGCCUACGCCACCAAUGUCCACUUAUUUCGUUGCCUUCCUCGUCAGUGACUUCGAGUGUUUAGGAUCUAACAUGGAUCUUCUGAACGGAAGUAAAAUACCAGUUGCUGUCUGUGUAAGACCUAUGUUCAAGCAAAAAGCAGUAUUCGCCUUAAAUGUCACAAUUAAAGCGAUGAAGUAUUAUCUAGAGAUGUUUCAAAUCGACUAUCCGCUACCAAAAAUAGAUCUAGUCGCCAUACCCGAUUUCUCAGCAGGCGCCAUGGAAAACUGGGGCCUGAUCACAUUCCGUGAAACAGAGCUUCUUCAUAGCGAGAACGACAGUUCUUGCCACAAUAUGAGAAGCGUCAGCUUGACGGUAGCCCAUGAAUUGGCACACAUGUGGUUCGGCAAUCUGGUCACCAUGAAAUGGUGGGACGAUCUUUGGUUGAACGAAGGUUUCGCCACUUACAUGGAGCACGUAGCAGUUGAUUCCUUGUUCCCCGACUGGAAGCUGAUGGAUUCCUUUCCACUAUACACGAAAUACGUUUCUAUGAGGCACGAUAUCAAACUACGUACUCGCCCAGUUGUAAAACGAAUCGAAGAUCUGAAUGAAAUAGAAGAAAUGUUCGAUCGAAUUUCAUAUCAAAAAGCGGCGUCGGUGAUUAGGAUGCUCGAGGACGCGGUUGGCAAUUCUAAGUUCAUUUCUGCUGUCAGAAAGUAUCUGAGAAGGUACCAGUUUCGUAACGCGGAGUCCCGCGAGCUAUUCGAUAUCCUGGGGGAAACUACACAAGCCGCCAUCGAUGUCGUCGAUUUCGUCGGUCGAUGGAUGAGGUUCCCCGGAUUUCCGGUGAUCAACGUCCGUCGAGACAAUGCAGGCUUUCAACUAUCCCGGCGACGCUUCGCGACGAGUACACGAUUUAGUGAAACGAUCGACGAUGGAAGUUGGACAAUUCCGAUUAGAUACGUAACAAGCAGGAAAAAUGGUAUCAAACUGGAUUGGUUUCUCGCGAACUAUUCUUGCGUGGAAUUGUCACUGGACAAGUCAGUGGAUUGGAUCAAACUGAAUCAUGAUUCGAUCGGCUAUUACAUCGUGAAUUACACGGAAGAUGCCUGGGACGUUUUCAGCAAUUUAUUAUUUUACAACCAUUCGAUGUUAAGCGCAAUGAACAGAGCGGACUUGUUGCACGACGCUUUUCUUCUAGCGGAAACUGACUUGAACUAUUCUAUAGCUAUGAACCUAACUUCUUAUCUCAUAAACGAAGACGAUUAUCAACCAUGGGUCGUGGCUAUGAGAUGGUUCGGACAAAUGAACAGACUUCUUGAUAGAACCCAUAUACUUCCACGUUUUCAAUCGUAUGCGAGGAAUCUGAUCAACAGAAUUUAUCGUCAAGUAGGAUGGCAUAUUCAUGGAAAAGAUUCAUUUAAAGACAGAGAAUUUCGCGUCUUGAUAUUGAACGCAGCUUGCAGCGUAGGCCACGAACACUGCCUCGAGACAGCCGGAAGGAGGCUGCGGAAAUUUCUGUUGGAGAAGAGCGGCGGUGGUAGCGAGCAAAUGUUACCAGCCGAUAUUCGGUCUAUCGUCUAUUCGUUUGGCCUCGUUACGAUGUCGGCCGACGUCGGAUCGAUAUUUGAGAAAAUGUCGCGACUACUCGAGACGGAGAACGACGCACAGGAAAGAGAACGUCUGAUGAUCGGGAUGACUGGAGUUGCGGACAAAGAUAUUCUUAAUCGAUAUUUAGAGCGAGCAACAGACGAGACAUUCAUUCGCAAGCAAGACUUUGCAGAGCUGUUGAUGAAGAUCGCCGCGAAUCCCGUGGGAUUGGACGUCGUCUGGAAUUUUGUACGAUCUCGAUGGGAAGUUCUACUUAGAAAAUAUGAAACAAACGAGUACACUUUUGGGAAUAUCGUCUGUGCAAUCGUAUCCUUGUUUAAAGAUCAUCAAAGGCUACAAGAGGCGAAACAAUUUUUUCUAAGGGAAGUUGAGCUGAAAGUAACUGAAAAUGCUAAGAGAAAUGCGAUCGAGGAGAUCGAAAACAGCAUUAAUUGGCUGGAGGCAAACUCUCAAAGCAUCGAGCAAUGGCUGUCGUCUAAUGGUUUCGAUUAAUACCUUCAUUUUAAUACGAUCCAAGAUCUACGAUUUAAUUAGACCGCCAUAUCUACGCCAGGUAUUUAAUUAACGGAAACGCCCGAGUGUAUUUUGAAAUCCAUUAUCGGACACUAUUAGCGCGAUCAGAUGAAUGUUCUGCGAUCUGUCCGAAGAUAUGCGAUCGAUAUCUCUGUAGCAAUCUCAGUUCGAUUAACACUACGUUCUACAAUAGUAAAUCAGUCGCAAACAAAAUAAAUACAUAACGCUCGUUAUUGUCAAUUUUUUUCACACUCAUAAUGUAUUUAUAACAUUAUUACGUUAUAUUAUAACAUUUACAAUAUUUUACGAAUGUCGUUUCAUAAAUAUUUAAUGCGCAUAAGAACAAUGAUCAUUUUGUCACAAAAUUUUUAAUUCGUUUAAUCGUUCUAUCCUUACUUUUUCAAAUUUCGAAAUACUCUACUCAUAAAAUAUCUGGAAUGUACAAAAAGUAUUUUCAUAGAAAAUAAUUAAUACAAAGUUUUAAUACAAUAUUACCAUUAACAUGGAAUAGAUCGAUAGGUACAUACAUCGAAUUAUAUCAUUAUAUCCAAUGAAUAAAUCUUCUUGCUUAACUAUCUGUUGUAUUGCUGUUUGCGAUCUAAGUUACUCUGGCUUUGACAUAAUUUGCACCUGUGUGCCGACGAAGAAACUAGUUGAUUCGAAGGACCACCCUCGUUUAGACAAGAAAAGUACUGUAGUUGUCUACUUGAUAGAACUAUUUACAGAAUACUGGCAGCUGUCCAGUAAUCAUGCUUAAAUAAUCUAUGUGGGAGUGGUGUCUUCAGGUUCCUUAGCGUUUGACAGGAUACAGAUCCUGGUCACGGGUCUCUUAAAACUUAGCCAACCGCGCGCACUAUAGCGAGCUAUACGUUUCCACCGCCCUCGGACAACUUAUACGCUAACCACCACACAUUUUUCCAAGUAUCGAGGACUAAUAUUAACUAUUAAAAAAACAAAGAAGUCUAGAAGUAAAAUUAAAGACGGCUAAAGAUAGAUAACACGACUUGAACGUAAAAUUAAAAAUUCAUAAUGCAUUUUAAUAUUUUUCGUUUAUAUUCGUGUA
Messenger RNA from Bombus pyrosoma, 4758 nucleotides. Its product is annotated as glutamyl aminopeptidase-like. Gene Ontology annotation, biological process: proteolysis; peptide catabolic process. The record is from RefSeq and is a predicted model, not a curated record. Gene Ontology annotation, molecular function: peptide binding; metalloaminopeptidase activity; zinc ion binding. The transcript has 16 exons. The coding region runs from base 906 to 3674 and encodes 922 amino acids. Gene Ontology annotation, cellular component: cytoplasm. Lineage: Eukaryota; Metazoa; Arthropoda; Insecta; Hymenoptera; Apidae.